Phymastichus coffea is the source of this 2785-nucleotide messenger RNA. Its product is annotated as ATP-dependent RNA helicase vasa-like. Gene Ontology annotation, biological process: gamete generation; cell differentiation. Lineage: Eukaryota; Metazoa; Arthropoda; Insecta; Hymenoptera; Eulophidae. The coding region runs from base 297 to 2480 and encodes 727 amino acids. Gene Ontology annotation, cellular component: nucleus; P granule. Gene Ontology annotation, molecular function: ATP binding; RNA binding; RNA helicase activity. The record is from RefSeq and is a predicted model, not a curated record. The transcript has 9 exons.
CAAAACCUUCAACUAAAACAUUUGAAAUUUGGCGCGGAUUUUCUAUGAAUUUGGCGCAUGCGCCGCGGUAGGAGCUGCAACCUGUUGUGUUCAGAAUUCAAUAGUGAGUGGAUGGUUGACUCAUUCCUUGUCGAGCUACGCUUGGAUGAGGAAGCAAAUUCAUUCUUUCGCUGUAUCUCUUUAAUUUACUUUGGAACUUAACUUGUCAUCACCGACCGAAGAUUGGAAAUAUAGCAGAGUUCGUUGUGAAACAAUUUCAGCCAAAUAUAAUUGUAAAAGAUACACAAAUUUGAAAUAUGUCUGAGGAUUGGGAUGAUGGUCCAGUAGCCGUAACACAGAUCAGCAAUGAAAUAGGUUUCGGCAUGCCAGGAAGUGGAACAACUGGCAGAGGAUUUAAACCACCAUCAAGCAACGAUUCAAAUGGUUUUAGUGACAGAAAACCAGGAGGUCGUGGUUUUGGUACAGAUAAUCAGGUUGGUGAAAGUCGUCGAGGAGGCGGAGGUUUCCGUGGUGGCCGCGGUGGAGGCGGUGGCUUUGGCCGUCGAAAUGACGACGAAGAAGGUGGAGGAGGCCGUGGAUUUGGCAGUGGAAGUCGUGGAGGUGGUAGUUUUAAUCGACGAAAUGAUGAUGAAGAAGAUGGAGGUGGUGGUCGGGGCUUUGGUGGCGGCCGUGGAAGUGGUGGUGGGUCUGGUCGCCGAUACGACGAUGGAGAAGACGGAGGUGGUGGUCGGGGCUUCGGUGGCGGGUGCCAUGGAAGUGGUGGUCGGGGCUUUGGUCGCCGAAACGACGAUGAAGGUGGUGGAGGAAGUCGUGGAGGAGGUGGUUUUGGGCGUAAAAACGACAACGGAGAAUAUGGAGGCGGCAAUCGUGGAUUUAAUGGCGGUGGAAUGAACGGCAGAAGUGGUUUUGGAAACAGAAGAGAUGAGGAUGGUGAUGAUGGUGGUGACCGUGGGUUCAAUACUGGACGAGGCCGUGGAAGAAGUCGUGGUGGCGGUGGUGGUAGUGGUGACCGAGACCGAGAUCGAGACCGAGGUGAUGAACAGGAAAAACCACGUGAACGUUACAUUCCCAAGGAACGUACUGAAGAAGAAUUGUUUGCUGACGGCACCAAAGUUGGCAUCAACUUUGAUAAAUACAACGCGAUCGAUGUCAAAACAAGUGGAGAAGAUGUACCUCCUCCAAUUGAAUUCUUUGAAGAUGCCAAUCUUCGCACAUUGCUUAUCAACAAUAUCAAGAGAUGCAAUUACACUGUGCCUACUCCAGUCCAAAAGUACUCUCUUCCUAUCGUAAUGGCAGGUCGAGAUUUGAUGGCUUGUGCUCAAACUGGUUCCGGCAAAACCGCCGCAUUUAUUAUUCCAAUCAUUCAAAGGUUGCUCGAAAAACCUCGUGAAAUCGAAGACUUAAAAGCCCAAAACUGCGUUGAGCCACGUGCUCUCGUUAUUGCCCCCACCAGAGAAUUGGCAAUACAAACUUACAAUGUAGCUACAAAAUUCGCCAAGGGUUCGACUUUAUAUGCCAGGGUUUGCUAUGGUGGCACUGCCAUUGGAAAUGAACUAAGGCAGCUCUUCAGUGGCUGUGAUAUACUGGUCUGUACAGUUGGAAGAUUGAUGGGAUUCGUUGGUAUGGGUAAAGUGAGCUUUGCUUCUAUAGAGUUUGUCGUGCUGGAUGAAGCUGAUAGAAUGCUUGAUCAAAAAUCCAUUGAUGAUAUUGAGAAGAUUUUGUGUCACGAAUCAAUGACACCAGUAGGUGAACGUAUAACCCUCAUGUUUUCAGCCACCUUUCCAUCUCAAAUCCAACAGCUCGCUGGCAAAUAUUUGCAAAACUAUGUAUUCGUCGCCGUUGGAAUAGUUGGUGGUGCCUGCACUGACAUCCAACAAAACUUCAUAGAAGUAAGCAAAAAAGAGAAACGAGGAAAACUUAAAGAAAUCCUGCAGAUCGAAAAGGAUAACAAUACGCUCAAAGGUAUUGUCGUAUUUGUCGAGACGAAGAAAAAUGCUGAUUUUAUCGCAGCAUUAUUGUCUGAGAAUCGUUUCCCAACGACAAGUAUUCACGGUGAUCGAUUGCAAAGAGAACGUGAAGAAGCUCUUUACGAUUUCACUAGUGGGAGGAUGGGAAUUCUUGUAGCAACAUCAGUAGCUGCCCGAGGUCUCGAUAUGCAAUGUGCUCGACAUGUUAUCAACUAUGACAUGCCACAAUUAAUCGAAGAGUACAUUCAUAGAAUUGGACGUACUGGUCGCGUGGGUAACCAAGGAAUAGCCACAAGUUUCUACGAUCCUGAUGUUGAUAGUCAUAUUAAAGACAGUCUUAUUAGAAUCCUUAGUCAAGCUGAUCAACCUGUCCCUGAGUGGCUUGAAAUGGGAGAUGGUAAAAACUAUGGACCUGCAUCAGGCUUUGGUGGAAAGGACAUACGAAGUUUCUCUGACGUUCAAGAUUGCUCUCGCGGUGCCGCGCAACCAGUCGAAAAAGAGGAGGAAUGGUAGAUGAUAAGAUUUCAAACAAGCCACUAUGACAGAUUAUGAAUUCAACUUUUACAUUUCCUUUACAUUAAAGUGUUGAUCACUAUAAAAAAGACAGAAAUCUCAGUAUUUUUGUUUUUUUCUAAGAAAGUUAUCAUAUAUUUCCAACGUAAAAAUACGUUUCUUUUUUAUUUUUAUAUUUAAUUCUACGGCUUAUUUGUUUGACAAAGAACCAUUGCCAAAGGCUAGUUAUCAAAGAUUACUUUAAAAACGAAUGUUCUUAAUAAGCGUUUUUUUAUAAAAUAUAUAAAGAAAAAUAACUUGAAAAA